AAACAGCUGUUUGAAGACACAACCUUUUGUCGUUGUUUGCAGACGGUACCCUGAGAAAAACACCCAGGCUUUCUUAACACACACAUCUCAUCAAGCACCACAGGAUUUUAAUCCACACCAACGUGCUUCCGUUCCGGCUCGCUUGCUGCUGUUUUUGUCCGCCUGCCAGGAAACUUAACUGGGGAUCCAUGGUGUUAAAUUUCCAUUGUAACAAGUGGAUAACAAGAGGCGACCCGACCAAGGUGUAAUGAGAGCGCUGGUCAUGGACAGAUGAUGGACGUGGAGACGUCGUACUCAGACUUCAUCAACUGUGAUCGCACAGGCCGCAGGAACGCAGUGCCCGACAUCGCAGGGAAGGGAGAAGGAGCGGCCAGCACCAGUGAACUCACCAAAGAUCUGGCAGAGAUGGACCUGAAGGCUGCAGAGGGAGACCCAGGGGCCUCUCCAGCCCCUGAGGCAGAGGGCUCCACCAGCCAAGACGCCCAGGGAGGCGGGGGCCCGUCCUAAACUCAGCCAGAGGCCAAAUGGGGGGCAGAGCCAAGGACUGAAAAGUUUAAAAGGAAGCAAGUGAAAGUGGAGAGACAUGGAGAGAGGAAAGAGAGAGAGUGUUUAUUGGUUGUCCUAACCAGACACAAGGACACCUUUGCUCACUGCCAGCCUGUUUGGAGCUUCAGCGGCCCAAAUGUUCGCCUUUUCAUCGGAUCAGAUUGUAACUCGUGGAGCAGAACAGAGUAGAAGUGACAAUUGAGAUGCUGCUCUUUUGCUUCAUUCUCUGUUAAGUCAUUUAUAUUCCUGACAAGACAAGAAAGCACAGAAACUUUGGAUUUAUGUCUGUGGAGAUGGACUGAGCUGAACAGAAUUCAUUUAUAACACUCGAAACAUUGUUCCAGCCUAAUAUGGAACCGUGUCACGGAGGGCGUAUUCAUAAUCAUCUGUUUGUCAUUUUCUUUCUCUGUAUGCGUGUGUGUUUGUGACCCUCUUGUUCGGUUUCAUCGUCAAGUCCUUUUUCUUUUUUCCCAGUGACAAAACAUAGUCGCCAUUAUACUGUUGUGUACGGACUUCAUAUUUAUUGCUUAAUGUUCAGUGAUAACUUUGUGAUAGCAAUUUUCUUUGUGUAAUAAAAUACUUAUGAAUAACUGUAA
Messenger RNA from Centropristis striata (black sea bass), 1142 nucleotides. RefSeq names its product protein kinase (cAMP-dependent, catalytic) inhibitor gamma (gene pkig). The record is from RefSeq and is a predicted model, not a curated record. The transcript is spliced from 3 exons. Gene Ontology annotation, molecular function: cAMP-dependent protein kinase inhibitor activity. Lineage: Eukaryota; Metazoa; Chordata; Actinopteri; Perciformes; Serranidae. Gene Ontology annotation, cellular component: cytoplasm; nucleus. Bases 271 to 507 code for a protein of 78 amino acids. Gene Ontology annotation, biological process: negative regulation of cAMP-dependent protein kinase activity.